CGCGGACGUGACGCGGCGGGUAUAUAAAAGCCCGGAGGGAGCGCGCCCGCGCAUAUUCAGCGCAAGGACCUGGUCGUGGCGAGGACGCUGUGACGACGCAAGCCGCAAAGCUGGGCAACGAACCGCAACCCUGCUGGUCCCAUAUUCACACGAUGCAGCAGCAAGAAGCCGCAGCGCCUGAGCCGGAGUGCAGGGAAACCCAUCCUCCCGGGUUGGGCUUCCGUCUGGAGGCGCACAGGAUCGUCAGCAUAUCGCUGGGGAAGAUUUACCAUUCCCGGGUGCAGCGCGGCGGGAUCAAGCUGCAUAAGAACCUGAUGGUGUCCCUGGUGCUGCGCAGUGCUCAGCAGGUGUAUCUAAGCCAGUGCCCAGAGGACUAUGGAGUGUAUCCAAGCCCGCCUGACACUGCAGAGCCGGAGCCGUGCCCCGCAGCGGAGGUGCCGAGCCCGCCGGACACCAGCGACCCGCGGACUUGUUCGUGCCUGGCUCCCCGGUCGUGCAGGGCGCAGGAAGAAGAGACUUAUCAUUCCCGGGAAGUCCCGUGCUGCUACUGCCAGUCCCACGCCGGCUGCUCUCUGCCCGACACCGAUGCCAGUCACCCGGCAGAGCCCGCCAGCCCGUCCUGCUGUCGGAAGAGGAGCGGGGGCAGCACGCCGGAUGGGCCGCUCAUGAAGCGAGCGCGGCGGGAGCAGAGAGAGCAGGAAGUGCCGGAGCCCGGCGAGGAGGUGGAGGAGGAGAUGGAGACCGAGAACGUGGCCAACCUCAUCAGCAUCUUCGGCUCCAGCUUCUCGGGACUGCUCACCAAAGAGCCGGGGGCACAGACGGACGCUGAGCCCGGGCAGGAGGUGCAGGAGCUGGACUCAACCUCUGCGGCGCCCUCCGCCGGACAAGGCUGCAGUGAGCCGGCCAUAAGCUCCAGUAUCAGCCCCUGGAGCACAGCCAUAGAGGCUUUCUGAUGCCCCCACUAUGACUUAGAGACACUAGGGGGCGCCAGGGAGGGGGGUGAUCUGACCCGGAGGCCGUGCUGUUAUGUCCUAUCUAUGUCCAUGUUGUGCGGUUGGAGCAGUUGAUUAUUAUUAUUUUUUUUGUUUUGUUUUAUUAUUUUUUUCUAUGUAGACCAUGUGACGUCAUUGAUGGAAUUCUGUCGGUUACAAUGUAUCACUUUCUCAGUGCCACGCUUUGGGUUAACCCAUUCAUUGCUGGGGGGAGCUGCUGACAAGGAAAGAGAGGAAGGGAAGGGGGGGGGGGUGUUAAGUGCCUUACAGCAGUGGUUGUUAAUCUGAGAUGGUCCAGCUGCUGCAAAACUACAACCCCCAUCAUGCCCUGACAGCCUGCGGCUGUCAGGGCAUGAUGGGGGUUGUAGUUUUGCAGCAGCCGCCGCACACUGCCAGGUGGUCUCUAAUCUGUGGCUGUCCAGCUGUAGUUGGCAUGAUGGGUUAUGCAGUUUUGCAACAGCUGGACAGCCAUUCAAACACUGCUAAUAUCAUGGCUUGUUUUUUUGGGGGUUGCAGGUUCUCCUGGUACUGGUGGUGCAUCAGGCUUUUGCUGGGUAAAGUGGCACUAAACCUAAAGUUUCUACUGCCUGGUUGUGGUCUGUGCACUUUAGGUUUAGUGCCUCUUUUAAAUGUUUUUUUGAUUUGUGAUUUCUUCUAUAUUUGGGCUGAAUGUAUAUCCCAGGACAUUUUACAGUUGAUCCCAUCUAUUCACAAAUCCACCCCCUCCUUCUAGAAUGCCUCCCCCUCCUUCUAGAAUGCCUCCCCCUUCCCCCCUCCUUUUAGAAUGCUUCCCCCCUCCUUUUAGAAUGCUUCCCCCCUCCUUUUAGAAUGCCUCCCCCUUCCCCCCUCCUUUUAGAAUGCCUCCCCCUUCCCCCCUCCUUUUAGAAUGCCUCCCCCAUCCCCCUAUCUCUCAAGUCACCACGUGCAAGGGGAGUUCCCUUUUAGGGAGGGGGGAAGGGAAGUUCCCAUCUGCUUCCACCUUCCCCCGCCUGCCACCCAUUGUAUUCUGGGGCCCGCUCAUUGAGUGUGCUCAGCCACUCCUUCCCCUUUUACAUGUCUUGACUUGAGGACAAAUACCAAACACCUGACAAUAUGGAAACCCCUUCCCUCCCCAACCACAACUCUUGAUCGCCUUCCAACUACCAAAGUCAUUGCAUACGAUCUUUAAAUAGAGAAGCCAUCUUGUCGCGGACCACGCUGGCUCCGACGCUUUAGACGCCACCGGUACGGCUCCCAUUUUUGUGCACAGGCAGUUUCCCGGUACUACCUUCUUCCAGCAGCUCCCAGACACCAUUACUGACUUUGUUAUCCGCAUGAGGAAGUGACUGUUAAGUGUUUGUGUUUCGACCCUCUUUUAAGUAUAAUGUAUAUGUAUUUCUCGACAGCUCUGGUCAGAUUUGGUGCUUUGUGUUGAGAGACUGUCCAUAUAUCCUGCCGGUCGGCCCCCCUCGUCUUUGUUUUAAAAGGCGGCGUGCCGGUCCGGUGAAAAGAAAAAAGCCGAUGACGUUGGGAGUUUACAGUAUUUUUAUUGCACAAUGCUGUAACUUGGAUUUCUGUACAAAAAAUGACGUUUCUACGUGUUUGACACGUAUUAAAUAUUUUGAAAAGUU
Messenger RNA from Hyla sarda, 2602 nucleotides. RefSeq names its product immediate early response 5 (gene IER5). The transcript has a single exon. NCBI's taxonomy places the organism in Eukaryota, Metazoa, Chordata, Amphibia, Anura, Hylidae. The record is from RefSeq and is a predicted model, not a curated record. The coding region runs from base 153 to 953 and encodes 266 amino acids.